This is a messenger RNA of Bicyclus anynana (squinting bush brown), 933 nucleotides long. RefSeq names its product transmembrane protein 203 (gene Tm). The coding region runs from base 36 to 464 and encodes 142 amino acids. The transcript is spliced from 3 exons. Gene Ontology annotation, cellular component: nucleus; nucleolar ribonuclease P complex; endoplasmic reticulum. Gene Ontology annotation, molecular function: nucleic acid binding. NCBI's taxonomy places the organism in Eukaryota, Metazoa, Arthropoda, Insecta, Lepidoptera, Nymphalidae. Gene Ontology annotation, biological process: tRNA 5'-leader removal; intracellular calcium ion homeostasis. The record is from RefSeq and is a predicted model, not a curated record.
UUGUCAAUGUCAAGCAAGUUGUCAUUGUCAUAAAUAUGGGAGAUGAAAAUAAUGUGAAAAAGAAACAAGAUCAAAGAAAUCCUAAACGCCUCCCAAAUAAGAAAUAUGCCAUUAAAAAGAGAUUACCGUUGCGACCUAUUGAAGGAGACAAUGUCAUAUUUGUAACCAAAAAAACUAAUUUCAAGGCUCAGCUUGAAAAAUGCUGUGAUCUGUUGUCGAAGGGUGAGAAAGAAAUAAUACUGCAUGGGUUAGGAGCAGCUAUACAGAGAUGUUGUAACUUAGCCCUCCAGCUGGAAUUGCUAUUUUCAGGCACUUGCCAGAUUGAAGUAAACACAGGGACUGUUGAUAUUAUUGAUGACCUGGAGCCACUGACAGAUGAUGUAGACUUUGGUACCCAAGUCAGACAUUCAUCUUCAAUUCACAUUCGGGUAUUCAGGAACGCAAUGCUUGGGGCCAAUAAGUAAACAUGUUUUUCACACUAAACGAGAUUGUGCAGUGGUUAGGUCUCACUGUGUUUGAAAUAUGGAUAAAUUUGAUAACAAUUGCCAUAUUCACUGCACUGCUAGCCCUCAAAAUCGAUGGUGUUGUGAACAGUGCAUGGUGGACAAUAUUUGCACCGUUAUUUGUGAGUGAUGCUAUGAAUGCAUAUUUCUGUUGCAUAGUGUGCAUAAGAAUGACUUUAGAAGUCUCCUACAAAGCCUCACUCUACAGAGUAUCAUGGAGUUGUAUAUUUUUAGGUUUAACAUUUGUGUUUAAGUUCUUACUGUGCAGAAAGCUCCAAGGUGACUCUGCUAUAGAAUACAGUGAAGUGUUUGCACCUCUCUUUAUUUUACUACAGCUUAUAGCUGUACGAGCUUGUCAGUUACAUCAAUGAACAUUUAAUCAUGUUAUUGUCAAAAAUUUCUUUAAUAAAGAUGUUAUACAGAAAAUAAA